Messenger RNA from Malassezia restricta, 651 nucleotides. RefSeq names its product DUF962 domain protein. The transcript has a single exon. The coding region runs from base 1 to 651 and encodes 216 amino acids. NCBI's taxonomy places the organism in Eukaryota, Fungi, Basidiomycota, Malasseziomycetes, Malasseziales, Malasseziaceae. Gene Ontology annotation, biological process: sphingoid catabolic process. The record is from RefSeq and is a predicted model, not a curated record. Gene Ontology annotation, cellular component: endoplasmic reticulum.
AUGGGAUUGUCAGCGAGUCCUUUUAGCUUUCGCGACCAAUUGGCUUUUUACGGCGCGUAUCAUACCAACCGUGUGAAUGUGGGUAUCCACAUCUUGUGUGUUCCUCUAAUUUGGGUGUCGACGCUCGGCCUGGUGCUGCAGAGCGGCGUCUCUGUGACUGCUCUUGUGACCCAAAUGCCUUCAGUAGUACGCAGCCCUGCACUGCAUGGUCUUGGUGAGUUGCAAAGUAUCGUGCCUGCGUAUGUCUACCCGCACUUGAAUGUGGCCUCGCUCGUUUCGUUUCUGUAUCUGAUGUACUACUAUGUACUUGACAUUCCCUCAGCCCUUUUGAUUACGCCGCUGUGGGCCGGGUACUAUGCCUUGGCAUGGGUAGGCGCCGAGGUGCUGCAGGGACGGAGUGGCCCUCUCCUUGCCGUGUUUGUGCUGAGCUGGUUGCUCCAGUUUUAUGGGCACGGAGUGCAUGAAGGCCGUGCACCGGCGCUUCUAGACAACUUGCUGGGGGCGGUGGUCUUGGCCCCACUGUUUGUCUUUAUUGAGGUUCUCUUUUGCUUUGGCUACCGCCCUGAGCUGCAGCGGUGGCUUAAGAAGGAGACGGGACGUUUGAUUUUGGCGUUCCGUUCGCAACAUGUAGCGAAGCCCAAGGCAUAUUAG